Messenger RNA from Pseudovirgaria hyperparasitica, 807 nucleotides. RefSeq names its product 3-oxoacyl-reductase. The coding region runs from base 1 to 807 and encodes 268 amino acids. The transcript is spliced from 2 exons. The record is from RefSeq and is a predicted model, not a curated record. NCBI's taxonomy places the organism in Eukaryota, Fungi, Ascomycota, Dothideomycetes, Acrospermales, Acrospermaceae. Gene Ontology annotation, molecular function: oxidoreductase activity.
AUGUCAACCCCACCCCCCUUCACCGGCAAAACAAUCGCCAUCACAGGCGCCGCAUCCGGCAUCGGCCUCGCAACAGCACACUACCUCGCCCGCAACGGCGCAUCCCUCUCCCUAGCCGAUAUAUCCGCCUCCGCGCUCGCCUCCGCCGCAUCCACGCUCUCCCUCACCCACAGCGCACCACUCAUAUACCGCGUCGUCGACGUCAGGGACGCAAGCGCCGUGAAUGAAUGGAUAGAUGCCACGCUGGAGAAGUUCGGGGCGCUGCACGGCGCUGUCAAUGCGGCGGGGACGAACGGGGGGAAUCCACCUGCUACGCCGAUCUGGGAUGUUGAUGAUGCGUUGUAUGCGCGGAUUACGGGGGUGAAUGUGACGGGGGUGUGGAAUUGUAUGCGUGCGCAGUUGCGGGCGAUGGGGUGUGGGAGGGAAACGGAGGUGGGGAUGCCGGGGGAGGGAAAGGGGAUGGAGGUCGCGGGGCAGAGGGGGUGUGUGGUGAAUGUGGCGAGUAUAGCGGGUGUAGCGGGGCGGGCGGGGAGUGCGGCGUACGCGGCGAGUAAGCAUGCGGUUGUUGGGAUGAGUAAGAGUGCGGCGAUGGAGGCGGGGGCGUGGGGAGUGCGGGUGAAUGUUGUUGCGCCGGGGUAUGUUGAUACGCCGAUGAUGGUGUAUAUCAGGGAUGAGGUUGAGAGGUUGAGUUUGAAGCGGGUUGGCAAGGCGGAGGAGAUUGCGGGGUUGAUUGGGUGGGUGUUGGGGGGUGAGGGCAGUGCGUAUGUUACUGGUGAAGUGUAUGGGAGUAUGGGUGGGUGGUUCUGA